CACCACACUGAGGGUAGAGUGGCAUUUAAUUAAUCAGAACAAAAAGAACCAAGAUUUCUUUCAUGAUUGGUCAAUUAAAUAUUAUUUUAUUCUCAGUGUGUAUUUUCGAACGCAGCCUUGAACGCACAUUUUGCGGACACCUGGCUUUGCUGAGUGUAAUUAUUUCGGAGUACAUCCUUCUAUUACGGGUCGGCAUUGUGAGGUUGAUGUAUGAAUAUUCGGACACUCAUUAGUGAUUUAUUUAAGAAGAGGAGAAAAAUAAGAUUGUUCGAUCGUGUUGAGUGGUUUAAUCAUGGUCGAUCUAGGAUUCAUCUCGGAAUGUGAACCCUGGCGGCUGGAAAGCCGAUUCUUUCCCAGUAAAAUAGGCGGUAAACCAGCAUGGCUAGAUUUAAAAAACCUUCCCGGUAAAAAUGAUUUGGAAUGUGAUUAUUGCGGUGAUUCGUGUGUAUUUCUAUGCCAGAUCUAUGCACCGCGCGAAGAUCCCGACACGUUUCACAGGACUAUAUAUGUUUUUAUAUGCAAAAAUGUCGAGUGCUGCAAAUCGAAUAAGAACGGAAACCUGAAGGUCUUUCGUUCACAAUUAAAUCAAAGCAACAUUUUUUACUCGUCCAAACCACCUAUUGAAGAAAAAGACAGGGUGACGCAUGUUGAUGUAUCGCAAUGGGCAAAAACUUGUCACGUUUGUGGAAUUUUCGCACCGUGCCACUGUUCCAAGUGUAAAGUCGUCAAUUACUGCUCUCGUACGCAUCAAGUGCACGAUUGGAAAAAUGGACACAAAGAAACAUGUGGUACUGAAGCAGAUAGCAUAAAUGAGAAAUUGUACAAGAACAAUAGUAUUUUGUUCCCUGAGUAUGAAAUUACAAUUGAUCCUGAAGAAGAACUUGAUUCUGAAGAUGUCGAAAGUGAAAAAAAAGAACUUGAAAAAUAUAAUACGAUGGUACAGGAUGGCACAGCUGGUACUCUUCAGCACGAAGAUGUGGAUGAUGAUUUAUCACAGUUAGCUUCCAAUGAAAAAGAUCAGAUAUUUGCAGAGUUUCGUACAAAGGUUCAGAAAGAUCCAGAUCAGAUUCUAAGGUACAAUAAAGGAGGAGAAGUCCUAUAUAUUUCGCCACAUAAUCAAAUAACAGAUGUUCCAAAGUGUCCAGAAUGCAAUGGCAACAGGCAAUUUGAAUUUCAAAUUAUGCCACAAUUAUUAUACUACCUUGGUUCAACAGAUUUUAAGUGUCUCGAUUGGGGAAUAUUGGCUGUUUUUACAUGUGAACAAUCUUGCAAGCCUAAUAACAAGUAUGUAAGAGAAUACAUAUGGAAACAAGAUAUUGUACAGUUGGAAUCAGAAGUAAAACAUGAUACAUAAACAUGCUUGCUAUUUCU
Molecule: messenger RNA, 1371 nt
Organism: Dinoponera quadriceps
Lineage: Eukaryota; Metazoa; Arthropoda; Insecta; Hymenoptera; Formicidae
Gene: Zfrp8
Product: programmed cell death protein 2
Exons: 4
Coding region: 293-1354 (353 amino acids)
Cellular component (GO): nucleus; cytoplasm
Source: RefSeq, a predicted model, not a curated record